AUGUGGCGGGCGCGGGAGAAGACGUCCGUCUCGGCGUCGACAGCGAGCUCGUCAGUGAGUGGACUUGGCGGCGCCCACGUGGCGGCGAGUGUCCAGAGCAAUGGCCGGCGUCCGAGCAACCCGCGCGUGACACCGACCAAGAUCGGCAAGCCGACGACCAAGACCAAGCCGACGACGCAAGCGAUCGCCGAGAUUGAGAAGAACCGGGAGGACCGGCGCAAGGCCAUGGCGCUCGUGAAGAAGGAGCGCGAGCAAGAGUCUCUCAACAACGAGCGCAACGGAACGCCGGGCGACGUGGACUUUCAGCGCAUGAUCAAACAGUUCCGCGAGCAAGACCACCAGGAGCUGAGUCACACAUCCAAGGGCGAAAUGAAGAUCACGAUCUGCGUGCGGAAGCGCCCGGUCAACAAGCGCGAGGUCCGCGUCAAAGACUACGACUGCAUCACGUGCUGGCACCCCAAGGUCAUCAUCCACGACUGCAAGCUCAAGGUCGAUGGCAUCACCAAGUACCUCGACAGCAAUGCGUUCGCCUUCGACCACAGCUUUGACGAGCACACGUCGAACGCGACCGUGUACAAGUACACGGCGCAGCCGCUGAUCCAGUUUGUCUUCAACGAAGGGGGGCGCGCGACGGUCUUUGCGUACGGCCAAACCGGCAGCGGCAAGACGUACACGAUGGAGGGCAUCCAGUCGCAGGCCGCAACAGACCUCUUUGCUCAGCUCGACAAGUGGCGCGACACCACAGGUCAAACGCUCGAGCUCUGGAUGAGCUUCUUUGAGAUCUACGGCGGCCAGUGCCAAGACCUCUUGCGCCAGAAGCGUCUCACGAUCCGCGAAGACGGCAACGGCGAAGUGCAAAUCGUCGACUUGGACGAAGUUCGCAUUCACUCGGAGGCCGAGCUGCUCCAAACCAUGCAGCGCGGCAACGCUUUGCGCACGACGCACGCAACUGAAAUGAACGACCAGUCGUCGCGCUCGCACAGCAUUUGCCAGCUUCAUAUCCGCGAAGCCGGCUCGAUGAAACUACACGGCAAGCUAUCGCUCAUUGACCUCGCGGGCAGCGAACGCGGCGCCGACACCAAGAGCCACAACCGCCAACGGCGCAUGGAGUCGUCCGAGAUCAACAAGAGCCUCCUCGCACUCAAAGAGUGCUUUCGUGCGCUCGACAGCGGCGGACGCGGGGCUCACAUCCCUUUCCGAGCGAGCAAGCUCACGCAGGUGCUCAAAGAUUCGUUUGUGAAUGCCAAGGCCCGCACGGUCAUGAUUGCGGCCGUCUCGCCCUGCGCGUCGUCGGCCGACCACACGAUCAACACGCUCCGGUAUGCGGACCGCGUCAAGGAAAAGGCGGUCGAGCCCGACGACGGCUCUGCAGACCCACUGCACGUCCAUGUCAAGCAUCUCAUGCAUCGUCCCGGAAGCAGCCCCGAGAAGCCCCCGCCGCCACCGCCGCCACCGGGCAACUCACUCGCAGAUCUCAUGUCGGAAGCGGUGUCGCGCAACUUGACCGAUAUUGCCUUGUCGGACGACGAUGACGAGCUGCAUGACGACGACGCGUCGACGUACUCGGAUGCGGAUCACAUCGACUACGUCGACCCGCGCGACUCGACGUCGAGCCAAGACGACAUCAAGAUGCUCCACAGCGCGCUCCGCAACCAAACCCCGGAUGGGGCCAUCGACGACGAAGACCACUCGCUCGAAGACCUCCAUGAAGUGGUUCAAACGCUGUACGAAGAGCAAGAGAAUUUGCUGAGCAGCCACAUGACGGCGAUUCAGGAAAACGCGGAGCUCCUCACGGAGGAGGGCAUGCUCCUCUCCGACGUCCAAGGCGAAGCGGUGGUCGAUUAUGACAUUGACCAAUACGCGCAGCGUCUCGACGAGAUCCUCGCCAAGAAGGAAGCGACAAUCCGCAAGCUGCGAUUGCAAUUGUCGCAGUUCAGGACGCGCUGCAAAGAGGAAGAGGCCGCCGCCAAGCGUGUGGCCCAAGUGCCAUUCUACUAA
Molecule: messenger RNA, 1998 nt
Organism: Saprolegnia diclina VS20
Lineage: Eukaryota; Oomycota; Saprolegniomycetes; Saprolegniales; Saprolegniaceae
Product: kinesin family member 2/24
Exons: 13
Coding region: 1-1998 (665 amino acids)
Biological process (GO): microtubule-based movement
Molecular function (GO): ATP binding; microtubule motor activity; microtubule binding
Source: RefSeq, a predicted model, not a curated record